AUGACAUUUCUGAAUAUCUUAUCGUGUUCAUUCAGAGUAACAAUAUUUUAUUUUGUCAUGUAUCCGACUACACAGGAAUAUGCCUUCUUUAAGAUCCUGCCAAGUUUUACUGUGAUCUUCUCAAAUUCGACUAUAACAUCUGCCCGUAGUAAAAUCGAUUGUGCACUCAUGUGCGGAGAAUUAUAUUGUGAUUACUUUGCUUACGGUACAGUGAAUACAAUAUGUGAAUAUGGUAAAUCUAAUACGACUUAUUUUAACUCAUCGUUAAACGGAAACGUAACCGUCGGACAAAGGUUAUACACAAAUGCAUCAGUUCCACUAAGGAGCGAUUCAACGUCGCAGAUCUUCGAAAUAGGCAAGGAAUCUGCUUACAAGAAAUUAUUGAAAGCCAUUUCUAUCAUUCGGACAUUCUUGGCACCCGGCCAAGACCGUGAGAUUAUCAUAAAUUUUGAAAGAAAUGUUAUAAAACGUAUACUUCCGCAAGAAGAGGCCAAGGCAGAAUGCAAACUAAAUGGAGACAUAUUGGCGAUUAUCAAGUCACUAGACGACGGCCAGAUGGUUCAUCAAAUGCUUAUUGAUGAGGCUCCGAAUGAUCACGUUUGGAUAGGAUUAAAAUACAACUUGACUCUACAGAAAUAUGUAUGGGAUAAUGGUAUAGUAUUUGACAAUGGAUUUGAUAGUUUAUGGGGUGAUAGCGAGCCCAACCAAAUAGAAACUAAAUUGUGUGUGGUGUUCAAUGAAGACGAAAGAUUGUUAGACACAAAAGACUGUUCUACUUUGAAUUACCCUCUAUGCUCAAACUAUUAA
Lottia gigantea (owl limpet) is the source of this 807-nucleotide messenger RNA. RefSeq lists its product as hypothetical. The coding region runs from base 1 to 807 and encodes 268 amino acids. The transcript has 5 exons. The record is from RefSeq and is a predicted model, not a curated record. Lineage: Eukaryota; Metazoa; Mollusca; Gastropoda; Lottiidae.